Messenger RNA from Hipposideros armiger (great roundleaf bat), 638 nucleotides. It is a transcript of the gene TECRL, whose product is annotated as trans-2,3-enoyl-CoA reductase like. The annotation marks the transcript as partial. The transcript has 6 exons. Lineage: Eukaryota; Metazoa; Chordata; Mammalia; Chiroptera; Hipposideridae. The record is from RefSeq and is a predicted model, not a curated record.
UUCGGGUUUCACCAGGAGUAUUUAACUGGUGCAAAGGAAACAUACUUGCAAAGUGUCUCCUGUUGACAUGACAGAUUCUCCUGGUAGUUCACACAAUGUUCAAAAGGCCCAAGUCCCUUUCUUCAGAACGCAAGAAGGAAUUCUUUUCCCAAGGAGCUAUACUGAAGAAUGACAUGAGAAAUUUUCACUCUUUUUCGCAACUUGUACUUUCAGCAGGCCCUCUAAAAUCAACUCCAGCAGUUAAACAUGCAAAAACUUCUCACUUUGAGGUUGAAAUACUUGAUGCUCAAACAAGAAAGCAGAUAUGCAUCGUGGAUAAGGUGAUACAAACAUCUACUAUUCAUGAUGUUAAACAAAAAUUUCACAAAGAAUAUCCAAAGUGGUACCCUUCCCGAGUUGGCCUGCAGCUAGAACGGGGUGGGCCUUUUUUGAAGGACUACAUAACCAUUCAAAGUGUUGCAUCUUCCUCCAUUGUCACACUCUAUUUUACAGACCUAGGUCAACAGGUCAGUUGGACUGCAGGCUGUGCCUUUUAUUGGGGAUUCACUUCUUGGAUUGCCUACUACAUUAAUCACCCACGGUAUACACCACCAUCAUUUGGAAACAGGCAAGUCAUGGUAUCUGCUAUCAAUUUUCUG